Messenger RNA from Cyprinodon tularosa, 3768 nucleotides. RefSeq names its product solute carrier family 27 member 6 (gene slc27a6). The record is from RefSeq and is a predicted model, not a curated record. The transcript has 10 exons. Lineage: Eukaryota; Metazoa; Chordata; Actinopteri; Cyprinodontiformes; Cyprinodontidae. Gene Ontology annotation, molecular function: long-chain fatty acid transmembrane transporter activity; long-chain fatty acid-CoA ligase activity. The coding region runs from base 59 to 1954 and encodes 631 amino acids.
ACCCAGGGAGCGUGUUUAUGAAACUGACAGUGACGGGUGGCGGCAGUCAGCCGCAGACAUGGACUGGUCCCGGUUCUGGUUCUGGUCCUGGUCCUGGUUCUGGUCCCUGGCAGCAGGCCUCCUGGUCGCUCAUGUUCUCCAGAGGUCCUGCUUCCCGUUCUUCUGGAAGGAUCUGCUCUUCCUCUCCAAGGUGAUCCGCUACGGCGCGAGGCUGGAGCUCUUCAAGCUGACGGCCCGGGUCCAGACGGUUCUGGACCGGUUCGUGGACCAGGCGCAGCGGAUCCCCGAUAAGCCGUUCAUCAUCUGUGAAGGCUCGGUCCACAGCUACCGGGACGUGGACCUGCGCAGCAACAGGCUGGCCAACGCGUUCCUGCAGCAGCAGCGGGGCCCCCAGAGGGGCUCCUGCGUGGCGCUGUUCAUGAGCAACGAAGCGGACUUUGUGAGCGCCUGGUUCGGCUUGGCUAAGCUCGGAUGUUCGGUGGCUUUCCUCAACAUCAACAUCAGGUCCAAGAAGUCUCUGCUGCACUGCUUCGACUGCUGCGGGGCCCGAACUCUGCUCAUCGGCUCAGAUUUACUGGAAUGUCUGGACGGGGUCCUGCCGAGCCUUCUGGAGAACAACAUCCAGGUGUGGACCAUGAGGAGCCACUGUGAGCAUCCACAGGUGCACACUCUGCCGGACAGGAUAGCGGCAGCGUCCGAUCAGCCGGUACCGGCCGACCUGCGCGCCGCCAGCUCCCUGAAAACCCCCACCCUCUACAUCUUCACCUCUGGAACCACCGGUCUCCCAAAGGCUGCGGUCAUCACUCACCUGCAGAGCCUGAAGGCAGCUGGGGGCUUCUGGGCCUUCGGAGCGACUGAGAGGGACGUGAUCUACAUCCCGCUGCCGCUCUACCACAGCGCCGCGUCGCUCAUCGGGAUCGGAGGAACCAUAGAGCUAGGAGCCACCUGCAUCCUGAAGAAAAAGUUCUCAGCCUCCCAGUUCUGGACUGACUGCAGGAAAUAUGAAGUCACUAUAUUCCAGUACAUUGGUGAACUCUGCAGGUACCUGUGCAACCAGCCAAAGACAGAAAUGGAGCGGGACCACCGGGUUCGAAUGGGAGUUGGGAACGGGCUGCGUCAGGACGUCUGGCGGGAGUUCCUCAGCCGGUUUGGAGACAUAAAGAUGUGUGAGGUCUACGGCUCCACGGAGGGAAACCUGUGCUUCAUGAACCACGUCGGCCGGAUCGGAGUGGUGGGGCGCUCCAACUUCUUCUACAGGCUUCUGUUCAAGUACGAUCUGGUGAAGUACGACAUGGUUAAAGACGAACCGGUGAAAGACCCUCAGGGUUUCUGCCAGAGAGUCAAACAAGGAGAGACGGGGCUGUUGCUGGCCAAGGUCAGCGCCCUCAGCCCCUUCUUCGGCUACGCUGGAAACAAGCAGCUGACGGAGAAGAAGCUGCUGAAGAACGUCUUUGUGAAGGGGGACGUCUACUUUAACACCGGGGACCUGAUGGCCGAAGACCAGGACGGCUUCAUCUGCUUCAGGGACAGAGUGGGCGACACCUUCAGGUGGAAAGGAGAGAACGUUGCGACCACGGAGGUGACGGAGAUCCUGGGGCAGGUGGACUUCAUCCAGGAGGUCAAUGUGUUUGGAGUGGAGGUUCCAGGACAUGAGGGCAGAGCAGGGAUGGCCGCCCUCACUGUGCGACCACAACUCACCUUUGAUGGUCACAAGCUGUUGGAACACGCCCUCAGGGACCUCCCGCCGUACGCUCGUCCGCUCUUCGUGAGGAUCCAGGAGGUGAUGGAGAUGACCAGCACCUUCAAACAGCAGAAGUUCCAGUUGGUCCAGAGUGGCUUCAACCCAUCAACCAUCUCUGAUCCCCUCUAUGUGUUGGACUACCAGCAGAACAGCUACAUUCCUCUAACAGAACAGAUAUACCAGAGCAUCAUCUGUGGAGAACGCAAGCUCUAGAGGACCCCUGGGUCACCAUGGAGACGGAGAGGGUCCAAAGACGAUGUUUGCUCUGUUUGUGUCUGUGAUCACUGUGAGGGAUUGUUCUGCCAGAGAAGCAGAACCCAACCAGAACCCCACCACCUAUGGACACUAAUGACAUUCGCAAACGAUGGGAUCAAUAAUCGGAACCAUUACAGCUUCACAGAACCGAGGAAGUUUAACUCUAAUUUAGUUUUUUAAAUUUCAGACAGCUUUUCCUGAAGGCUUUAGUGAGGGGGCAGUUUGGAGACGUUGCUGUGCUGCAGCCAGGUCUCAGUGCGCCCUGCAGGGUUAGGCUGGCAGGGCCUGAUCUUCAGGAUUAAAACACGUCCAGACUUAAUUUCACUUACGGAGCAGAUCAUCAGAGGGAGGGAUCAACCACAAAGAACUUUCCCAAUAUUUACUGUUAUUUUCUUUUUUUAUCCUCUUGGCUUGUUUGUAGCAGUUUUAGAUUUGUAUGCCUGCCAUAGACUGGUGACCUGUCCAGGGUGGAGCCCGCCUCUCAGCCAAUGACAGCUGGCACCAGCCCCCCUACGACCAUUAUGAAUGAUAUUCAAAAUUAUAAUCAUUGGCUGAGUUUGUAUCCAGCGGCUUCGUCCUCCAAAGAUCCAUUGGCCGAUGACGUCAUAGCGCGGCGCCGAGGUCUGUUCGGAUUGGAAGAUUCCACGUUAUGCGGCCGACAGAUGUGUCCAAGGACAGGUCCGCUGUACCGGGAUUCAUUGCGAGUCCAAGCACGCCAGCUGCUCUGUUUCUUAGAGGAAAGGUUACUCGGCGCCAUACAGUGGUGAAUAUUGGAAGUUCAGUUUAAUAUAAUCCAGUCAGUGAAUAGUUCCGUCUGAGAUGAAUGAAAAUAGUUGUUUUAAUGGUUGAAUCAGAUAUGUGGCGGUAAUGUUUGGUUUAUCUAAAGGUUUUAAUCUGUUACUGUGUAAAUGGGUUUGGCUGAUAUUUAAGCUCAGAUUCCAAUUUAUCUGGGGGGGGGGGACUAUAACUGUGAUAUUUCAGGCGGCGGUACUGCUGCUGAAGCUCCUCAACAUCCUCAGCUAGAAGCUCAGCAUCCAUUCUCUGCUCCUUCGUCAGUCAUCUGUCACGGUUGCUAGGCGACACAGCGUCUGCUGAGUGAGGGGCGAUGGAGGCCGGACCUGAAUCCAUAUCCAAACUCUUCCGGCCUCCUUAUUUUCAGGCCGACCCAGUCCAGAUAGACCGGGCCCCUGGAGGACCAGCCGCUGAAACUCAAACAGCCAUCGUCAUCAUUUCAGAAAUUCUUCUAGGAGUCAUGAGCUCCAGCUUCAUGGCAGAGAUCAUCUUUCUCUAGGGCCUCCCCCAACCUGCCAGUAGCACCCGGUCGGCCCAUCAUAAAGGCAGAUGUCUACCCGUACUCCUCACCUUUAAACUGUCCUCAGGUGUCUCAGGGUCAGUACCAUCAGGGGAACAGAUGAGUCCUCAUUGAAACCACAAAGGUCACCUGAGAUAUGUGUGGCGUACAAAUCAAUCUAUUUCUGAAGCUUCUUCAGGUUGAACCCUCUGGUCGCCGGCAGCGUUUCAGCCUAAAAGACGGAGAGAACAUGAUCACCAACCACUGGUCCAACAGCAGGACAUUUCUGGACGCUAGAAUAGAAAAGAUCCCCUUUAUUCUCCAAGGAGCUGCAGCUGCUGAGAGCAAUCCACAGCUAACAGAGUAUCUGACGCGUCUGCGACCGUUACUCUACGUCCCACAGACGUCUUUGAGAUGAACUUUUCCCGAGAGGCUCUGGAUGCUGCGUUUCAUCGCGGGUUCCCUGACAGUUUGACCACGA